This is a messenger RNA of Symbiodinium natans, 992 nucleotides long. NCBI's taxonomy places the organism in Eukaryota, Dinophyceae, Suessiales, Symbiodiniaceae. The record is from the annotation of a GenBank genome assembly.
AUGUGGGGGUCCAUAGUAGAGGCCCCUUUUUGUCGUAAACCCGCAUUUAUCCGGAACUGGCAUUUGAAGCAAAGGUUGUGCUUAUCUGCGGAUGAAGCCGACGAGCUUCUGUCUUAUGCGGAGGUUGGCUUUCAGCAGGACCUGAAGGAUCGAUGCAAACAGCCGGCUUUCGUAACUAUGGCACACCAUUUUGUUUCACAUGCUUGGAGGUACAAUUAUUCGACAUUUUUAGAUGCGCUCGCCACUUGGGAUGCGCGGACAGGCAAAGAUCUCACCACAUACUUUUGGGUGGACGCAUUCGUGGUCAAUCAGCACAUUGCUGACUCAUAUCCGAUGGAAUGGUGGUCCACACGUUUUGCACAAGCUGUAGGUGAUGUUGGCAGCACCAUCCUUGUCUCCAUGCCCUGGGAGGACCCAACUCCGCUGAAACGCGUUUGGGUGAUCUGGGAGAUUUUCUGCGCGUACCAGACGGGUGCCAGAUUUGACAUUGCUAUGCCCAAGAAGGAGCUGGAAGGCUUCAGGGCAGCACUGAUCACGUCCUUCACCAAAGUGCAGACUGCCUUGAGCAAAGUGGACGUGGAGCUCAGCAGUGCGUUUCACAAGAGCCAUCAGGAUAUGGUUCACGAUGAGAUCAGACGGACGAUAGGCUUUACCAAGCUCAACGAGAUGGUUCAGCUGCGGAUGACGCGCUGGCUCAUCGGUAUGGCAAGUCGGGAGCUGCAGAGCAUGAAAGAGAAUGCCAGCCCAGAAAACUGGAAAGAUCGGAUGGGUCUCCAGGAUAAUCUGGCCCGCAUGCUGCGAGAAAGUGGCAAUUUCUCUGGUGCCGAGUUUUACUUCAAGGAGCUGCUGACAGAAGUUGAGAAGACGCAGGGCAAGGUCACCUUGCAGAAGGCGAAUCACAUAGAUGAGGCCAUUGCCUUCAGUGAGCAACGAGGGAUCGGCAUCGAGACUGCUUGCAGCGCCGUCGUCGAAUUCUUGGGGAAAACCAUGAG